Molecule: messenger RNA, 255 nt
Organism: Rubroshorea leprosula
Lineage: Eukaryota; Viridiplantae; Streptophyta; Magnoliopsida; Malvales; Dipterocarpaceae
Source: the annotation of a GenBank genome assembly
GAGGGAAAGGAUCAUUCUGGAGUCCCUCAAUUGGGACCCACUAGUUGUCUUUAGCGGGGCUAGUCCUCACCUCACAUGGCGAUGGCGCCGCCCAAGAUGUUGACUGACAUUAAUAAGAAUUUGAAUCAUGCGCCUCACUUCGCCUCCGCCUCGCUGUGUCCACCUGCUUCCGUGACGGAUUGUGGGGACUCUUGAAUUAAUCGUCCCAGGAACAUGCCAAUAUCAAUAUGUCAUCCGUCCAUCACUUUUUUUUUU